Oncorhynchus masou masou (cherry salmon) is the source of this 4822-nucleotide messenger RNA. It is a transcript of the gene mlh1, whose product is annotated as mutL homolog 1, colon cancer, nonpolyposis type 2 (E. coli). The record is from RefSeq and is a predicted model, not a curated record. Gene Ontology annotation, biological process: mismatch repair. Gene Ontology annotation, cellular component: MutLalpha complex. Gene Ontology annotation, molecular function: ATP-dependent DNA damage sensor activity; mismatched DNA binding; ATP binding. Lineage: Eukaryota; Metazoa; Chordata; Actinopteri; Salmoniformes; Salmonidae.
GUGCAUCGUCCAGAAACAUACAUCUCUUUUCCAUAAAAUAAAUGUGUGCUUUUUCCAACUAGUUUUUAUUGUGAAGAUGUUGCAUGGGAAAACAGAAUCCUACGAAUUACUUAAUUAUUACUUAAUAAUUACUUCACUUUUGUUUUGAGGCGACCUCGGUCUCGAACAGAGCGGGGCACCUGUCUCACGUCCGGGAGGCAGCCCGGUUCCAAAUCGAAUGCAAUCAACUUUCAGCCGGUGCAAAACACGCUUCAACGGGCGCACUGGCGAGAUUAAUCGAACCCCUCACUCUCCCCGCGCUUUUAACAACAUGUUGUGAUGGUGGUAGGAUGUUAAGCUAGCUACUCUAAUUAUGUAAGUGUCCCAUUUAAGCAGCUAUUUGUGUUACUUCUGAUAAUAUUCACAAUCUGAAUCAAAGCUAACAGUAUGUCCGGGGUGAUUCGGAGACUCGAUGAGACCGUUGUUAAUCGGAUUGCUGCAGGAGAAGUUAUCCAACGUCCUGCAAAUGCUAUCAAAGAAUUGCUUGAAAACUGUUUAGAUGCCAAGUCCACCAACAUACAGGUGACUGUGAAGGAGGGGGGUCUGAAACUUAUCCAGAUACAAGACAAUGGCACUGGCAUCAGGAAAGAAGAUAUGGAAAUAGUAUGUGAACGGUUUACAACAAGCAAGCUCCAGACUUUUGAGGACCUCAACGCCAUCUCGACCUAUGGUUUCCGAGGAGAGGCACUUGCCAGUAUAAGCCAUGUUGCCCAUGUGACCAUAACAACCAAAACGGCUGACGCCAAGUGUGCUUACAGAGCCACCUACUGCGAUGGGAAACUAAAGACCCAGCCCAAACCCUGCGCUGGAAACCAGGGGACACAGAUCACUGCGGAGGAUCUGUUCUAUAACGUGUCCACCAGGAGGAAAGCACUGAAGAGCCCCAGUGAGGAGUACUCCAGGAUUGUGGAGGUGGUGAGCAGGUAUGCCAUACACAACUCUGGGAAAAGCUUUGCUGUCAAAAAGCAAGGCGAGACCAUGGCAGAUGUCAGGACCCUACCCAACGCCUCCAUACUGGAUAAUAUCCGUGUGGUGUUCGGCAAUACAGUCAGCAGGGAGCUGAUUGAAGUGGGCUGUGAGGAUCAGAAGCUUGCCUAUAAGCUGAAGGGCCACAUCUCCAACGCCAACUACUCAGUGAAGAAGUGCAUCCUCAUCCUCUUCAUCAAUCAUCGUCUGGUUGAAUCGAGUGCCUUAAAAAAAGCCAUUGAGACCGUUUAUGCUGCAUACCUUCCCAAGAACUCUCACCCAUUUCUAUAUCUCAGCCUGGAGAUUGCCCCUCAUAACAUCGACGUGAAUGUCCACCCUACCAAACACGAGGUGCACUUCCUCCACGAAGACUGUAUCAUCGAGAGCGUUCAAAAACAGAUAGAGAGCAAACUCCUGGGCUCCAACUCCUCACGCACGUACUUCACACAGACAUUGUUGCCUGGGCUGUCUGUCUCCACCAGCGAGGGGAAGUCUUCCUCCAACUCUACAGGGGACAGUGAGCGGGUCUCCCAUCAGAUGGUCAGGACCGACAGUAGAGCCCAAAAGCUGGACGCCUUUCUCCAGCCGGCGUCCAAGCUGGCCCCUACUCCCGCCGCCAACCCUAAUGGGCAGAGCAGGGGGGAACCUGUGACCACCAAUGGCAUAGAAGAGAUGGACAACGCAGAGAUCCUGGAGGAACAGGCGCCAGGUGCCACAGAGGAUGGGGAGGGAACCAGCCGAAAUACCCCAGCUGAUCUCCCCAGGAAGCGUCCCCGUGCCGGUCAGGACGAGGAGCAGGAGGACCUGACUGCUGCAGCCACAACCAGGAGACGAGCCAUCAAGCUGAGCAGUGUGAAGGAGCUGAGAGAUGACAUCGCUGAGCACGCACACAAAGGUCUUCAAGAGAUGCUUCAGAAUCACUCGUUUGUGGGCUGUGUCAACCCCCAGUGGACUCUGAUCCAGCACCAUACCAAACUGUACCUUCUCAACACCACCAAACUCAGCCGGGAGCUAUUCUACCAAAUUUUGAUCUACGACUUCGGUAACUUUGGCAUCUUGAGGUUAUCUGAGCCUGCGCCACUCUAUGACCUGGCCAUGCUGGCUCUGGACUCCGAGGAGAGCGGCUGGUCGGAGGAGGACGGGCCCAAGGAGGGUCUGGCCCAAUACAUAGUCGACUUCUUGAAGAAGAAAUCUGAGAUGCUGGAGGACUACUUCUCCAUGGAGAUCGACCAGGAAGGAAAUCUCACCGGUUUGCCAUUGCUGCUUGACAAGUACACCCCUCCUAUGGAGGGUCUGCCCAUGUUCAUCCUACGUUUGGCUACUGAGGUGAACUGGGACAAUGAGAAGGACUGCUUCAGAGACUUCAGCAAGGAGUGCAGCCAGUUCUACUCUAUCAGGAAACAGUAUGUCCUGGAGCUGGAGCCGGGAGAGGAGGAGCAGGGUGCAGAGCUGAACUCGUGGCGUUGGAAGGUGGAGCAUCUCCUGUUUAAAUCCUUCCGGAGCCUCUUCAGUCCCCCUAAACACUUCAGUGAGGAUGGCAGCGUACUCCAGAUUGCUAAUCUACCAGACCUCUACAAAGUAUUUGAGCGAUGCUAAGACAUGAGAAACACUGUCCAUGGGCUGCAUGUCUGUUUCGGGAAACCAUUUGAUAUACAGUUGAAGUCGGAAGUUUACAUACACCUUAGCCAAAUACAUUAACUCAGUUUUUCACAGUUCCUGACAUUUAAUCCUAGUAAAAAUCCGUUUUAGGUCAGUUAGGAUUACCACUUUAUUUUAAGAAUGUGAAAUGUCAGAAUAAUAGUGUAGAGUGAUUUACUUUUUCCUCACAUUCCCAGUGGGUCAGAAGUUUACAUAAACAAUUUAAAGGUAAUUCUAAUUGAGUGUAACUUGGUUCAAAUGUUUCAGCUAGCCUUCCACAAGCUUCCCACAAUAAAUUGGAUGAAUAUUGGGUUAUUCCUCCUGACAGAGCUGGUGUUACUGAGUCAGGUUUGUAGGCCUCCUUGCUCGCACAUCCUUUCUCAGUUCUGCCCACAAAUUUUCUAUGGGAUUGAGGUCAGGUCUUUGAUGGCCACUCCAAUACCUUGACUUUGUUGUCCUUAAGCCAUUUUGCCACAACUUUGGAAGUAUGCUUGGGGUUAUUGUCCAUUUGGAAGACCCAUUUGCGACCAAGCUUUGACUGAUGUCGCUUCAAUAUAUCCACACAAUUUUCCUACCUCAUGAUGUAAUCUAUUUUGUGAAGUGCACCAGUCCGUUCUGCAGCAAAGCACCCCCACAACAUGUUGCCAGCCCCGUGCUUCACGGUUGGAAUGGUGUUCUUCGGCUUGCAAGCCUCCCCCUUUUUCUUCCAAACGGUUCCAUUUUUGUUUCAUCAGACCAGAGUACUUUUUGGAGAAAUGUCCUAUCUUUGUCCCCAUGUGCAGUUGCAAACUGUAGUCUGUCUCUUUUUAAGGCGGUUUUGGAGCAGUGGGUUCUUCCUUGCUGAGCAGCCUUUCAAUUAAUGUGGAUAUAGAUACUUUUGUACCCGUUUCCUCCAGCAUCUUCACAAGGUCCUUUGCUGUUGUUCUGGUAAUGAUUCUCGCACAAAAUUACAUUCAUCUCUAGGAGACAGAACACAUCUCCUUGCUGCGUGGUCUCAUGGUGUUUAUACUUGCGUACUAUUGUUUGUACAGAUGAAAUUGCUCCCAAGGAUGAACCAGACUUGUAGAGAUCUACAAAAAAAAGAGGUAUUUUGAUUUUCCCAUGUCAAGCAAGGAGGCACACCUCCAAAUGAUGUCAAUUAGCCUAUCAGAAGCUUCUAAAGCCAUGACCACAUUUUCUGGAAUUUUCCAAGCUGUUUAAAGGCACAAGCAACUUAGUGUAUGUAAACUUCUGACCCACUGGAAUUGUGAAUUAAUGUCUGAAAACUGCCUUGUCAUGCAAAGUAGAUGUUCUAACAGACUUGCCAAAACCACUCUAACCUAUGUAAACUUAUAUGUACUGUACAAACCCUCAUCUUCCAAGUUGUUUAGGUGGUGGGAGCUCUAACCAUUUACUUUUACAGAGUGGAUUGAGGUGCUUGCGUAUAAUUCAAGAGGUAACAAAAGUAAACAAAGGGCAGUGUAAAUCUGUUAAGAGUUUAUUCAAUGCGAUAGCUGCCCCAGACACAAUCACUGUGUGGUCCUGAGACUUGAAACUGCUUGGCUUUCAAAGCAGCGAACACUGUUUGAGAAGUGGUAUGUAGUGCUGUCUUCUGAUGUACCCCAAAUAAAGAACCUCAAACCAUCACUCUUACAAAUGGAAUUCAAUGUGCCAUAACCCAUGCAAAAAAAAUUAACAAAUCUACCUUGUAUUUACAGUUCUGACAUUUACACUUAUUGCCAAGAAAUCUUUAAAUAUUUGAGAAACCUCUGCAGACAAUUGGUUCUAUAUAUAUUUCAUUAAAUCAUGACUGCACCUUUAAAUACAUAAUUCUGUACCAGUUAUUGUUUUGAAUUGUUUGGUUAAUGCAAAACCCUCAGUCUCCAGGUGUGAGAAGGCACUUCACUGUGUGAGGGAUUAUGGAUAGGUGCACGGCCAGAGAGCAGCCGUAAGGGUUAAAAAGCGCCAUUAUACUCAUUCAUGCAACUUAUUAAAAAAAAAUUAUAAUAGCCAAGCACCCAGCAGUACAACCUUGUGAAUAACAUGUAGUACAAAGCUUUGAAAAAUAAAGUAAUGAGUCAAAUUUUCCUUAGAUUCAUCACCUCCCCCUUAGUAACUAUGGUUUAAUAGGUUGAGUCUCCCUUCCGAAGACGCUGGUGCACAAACCAAUGCUAAUCCUUUAUUUAAAAAAAAAAACAAA